AUUGUAACGAGUCCGAAAGUAGGCCACGCUCCUCCGGAACGUCAUCGUUACGUCUGACGUCAGCGCGUCAGCUGGCCGAAUGUUUACAUCCAGAGGUGGUGGUGCGUUCCUGGAGCCUCAACAACAAAGCGGCUGAACAAACGGAGAGGAGCGAGGACGGAGAGGACACACGGAGGGAACAACGAGCCCUGUUUUCACCCAGUCAGGAUGGGGGGAGCUGUGAGUGCCGGCGAGGACAACGACGACUUGAUCGACAACCUGAAGGAGGCGUACUACAUCCGCUCAGACCUGGUGGAGCGGGCUUUCCGAGCCAUCGACCGGGCCGACUAUUACCUGGAUGAAUACCGGGAUAACGCCUACAAGGACCUGGCAUGGAGACACGGGAACAUCCAUCUGUCCGCUCCCUGCAUCUACUCUGAGGUGAUGGAGGCGUUGGAUCUCCACCCCGGCCUCUCCUUCCUCAACCUGGGCAGUGGGACCGGCUACCUCAGCACCAUGGUCGGCCUCAUACUAGGGCCGUUUGGAGUGAAUCACGGAAUAGAGUUACAUGCCGAUGUAAUCGAGUACGCCUACCAGAAGCUCGACUCCUUCAUUAAAACCAGCGACAGCUUCGACAAGUUUGAGUUCUGUGAGCCGUCCUUUGUUGCUGGUAACUGCCUGGAGAUUCCUCCAGAGAGUCGUCAGUACGACAGAGUUUACUGUGGGGCCGGCGUGCAGAAGGAGCAUGAGGAUUAUAUGAAGAACCUGCUGAAGGUCGGGGGCAUCCUGGUGAUGCCUCUGGAGGAAAAGUUGACCAAGAUCACCCGUACAGGAGCGAGCAGCUGGGAGACCAAAAAGAUCAUCUCGGUGUCCUUCGCCCCUCUGGUUCUGCCUAAACACAGCACCAACGGAAAACCCAAGACCGUCCCACUGCCCAAGUACGAGGUGCGGACUUUACAGGAACUGGCCCGCGUCUGCAUCCGUCACACCCUCAGGGUGACCACGGAGGGGGGGGACGCCCACUCGCGUGGCCGGGGCUCGUCCUUCAGCGUGGGGAGGGGUCUGGCCGUGGCCGGCCUCCACAAGUACGGACCUCGCUUCAAGCGCAGGCGCGUCCACCGGCGCCACUGCAACGCCCUGGUCCUCGCCACCCGGCAGGUGGUGGCCAGCAGCGGGAUAGGCUCCUCCCCCCUGGACGGCAACAACAACAACAGCAGCCAGGGGGGGCGGGCGGAGGCAGAGGAGGAGGCCGGAGACAGGGAGGCCAGGCGGCAGAUGAGAGGGAGCAGGAGGGCGGGGAGAGGAGUGGGAGGAGGAGGAGGAGGAGGGGGAGGGGCCGUGGUGGUGGAGGAGGAGGAGACGGUGGUGGAGGAGGAGGAGGAGGAAGAGGAGCAGGAGGAGGAGGAGGAGGAGAAGGAGACGGGCGAGCUGCUCCGACCACAGCCGGCCGUCAACAUCCUGAGGGAGAGGAUCCUGGGGCUGCCGCUGCCCGAGCCCCUGAAGAUGUACCUGCUGUUCUACAGAGAGAAAUGAGGAGGGGAGGGGGGGGCGGGGCGGGACCAGGUUCCUGAGUUAGAGCCCCGGAGCUGGAGUCCUGCAGGGGCCACGUAAAAACCCGCCCCACCACCUGUACAGGGCAGGACGACACACCCACCCCAGCUCCACCAACGGGACUCUCCAUCAUCCUCUGUCCCGCCCCCUGGUCUUUACCUGACGCUGUGAAGGCUCAGCUGUGUUCAUCCAGCGGAGGAGGGAGGGGGGGUGGGAGGAGGGAGGGGGGCAGGGGGGGGGGGUUUAACUGUACUUUGGGAGUGUUUGCGGAUCCCUUUUGAGGUGCAAAGAAACAGAAACUGUAAUACCUACUACACAUACUACACACACACGUUUUUGUGAAUUAGCCGUACAGCUUUGACUAAACCUACUAACCGAGCGUCGCCUAGCAACAAGCCACCGCUGCACUGAUGCUGCUUCCACGGCGACGGGGCGACUCGCUGGUGCUGAGGGUUUGAUUUAGUCUGCAGCCACAGGGACCAGAUGUCAGAGACUGUAGCAGCCGGUAGGACGAGCUGCUUCCCCACCGACCAGGACCAGGACCAGGACCAGGACCGGGACCAGGACCGAGGUUUCUGUCCACUCAUAGGAUUCUGGUCUGAGUGGUGCUACGUAUUAGCAUGUUUCUGGGACCGGGUCUAGUUUUUACUACAACGUGGCUACAAUGUGUGUUUUUUUCCAAGGAUUUCCAAAUAUAACGGGAGCUUUUCACCGAGCCGCCCCCUCCCUCUACGUUAGAUGCAUAAAACACACACAGAAAAAAAAAUCAUUCCACCUUUAUUUCAGCUUCCUCAUUAACGGCUCUUCUGUUUUUAAGGAGAUAAACGGUGACUGUUAGAGGGUUUUGCAUCUUUCUUCAUUUCUGCAUAAAAAAACUUGAGUCACAGCAUCAGUAGAUUUUCACACGGAUCCUUAAAGUAGACGAAGAGAACCCGAUUAAACACGUGAAACACAAACGUCAUACUUGUGUAUUUAUUUAUUAAA
Messenger RNA from Mugil cephalus (flathead mullet), 2514 nucleotides. RefSeq names its product protein-L-isoaspartate O-methyltransferase domain-containing protein 2. Gene Ontology annotation, molecular function: protein-L-isoaspartate (D-aspartate) O-methyltransferase activity. Lineage: Eukaryota; Metazoa; Chordata; Actinopteri; Mugiliformes; Mugilidae. The record is from RefSeq and is a predicted model, not a curated record. The transcript is spliced from 7 exons. Gene Ontology annotation, cellular component: cytoplasm. Gene Ontology annotation, biological process: protein modification process. Bases 208 to 1512 code for a protein of 434 amino acids.